Messenger RNA from Plasmodium fragile, 1224 nucleotides. RefSeq names its product UV excision repair protein Rad23. The transcript has a single exon. The record is from RefSeq and is a predicted model, not a curated record. Gene Ontology annotation, molecular function: proteasome binding; damaged DNA binding; ubiquitin binding. Gene Ontology annotation, biological process: nucleotide-excision repair; proteasome-mediated ubiquitin-dependent protein catabolic process. Bases 1 to 1224 code for a protein of 407 amino acids. NCBI's taxonomy places the organism in Eukaryota, Apicomplexa, Aconoidasida, Haemosporida, Plasmodiidae. Gene Ontology annotation, cellular component: cytosol; nucleoplasm.
AUGAAAAUAAAAGUAAGGACACUUCAGAACAAUGAAGAAGAAAUCAGUGUCGACAGUGAUGACACCAUUUUAGACUUAAAAAAAAAGAUAGGAGUGGCAUUCCCCGAAAUGCCAUCCGAUAAACAGAAGCUUAUUUUCAGUGGAAAUAUAUUACAGGAUGAAAGCAAAGCAGUUGAUGUAUUAAAAGAAAACGGCAUUGUUAUAGUUAUGGCGUGUAAAAAGAUAUUUAGUUCUACGAAGAAUAACCAGACAAAAGAAUCAUCAUCUACAAACAUUUUAAAAAAUAAUGAAAUGGCUUCUUUGCCCACAAAUUGUGAUCAAAAUAAUGCCGCUUCAAAUGUAUUAGAGGAGGGCAGACAAGGCAGUAGCCUUAACAAUGCAGAAUCAGCUUUAGUCACUGGGGAAAAACUAAAAGAGACCAUAGACAACAUCUGUGCUAUGGGGUUUGAAAGAGAAGCCGUAAAAAAGGCCAUGAUAUUAGCAUUUAACAACCCCAAUAGAGCGAUUGAUUAUUUGACAAAUGGCUUUCCAGAUGAAAGUGAAAUGAAUGAGCUAAAUGCACUAAGUACAAUAACUGGGAUGAAUGAAAUGAACGCCAUGAACGCAAUGCCUGACGUGAAUGAAACGAACGAAACGAAUGAAACGAAUGAAACAAAUGAAACAAAUGACAACUCGUACGAGAGAGAAGAUAAUGAGACUGCACCCAAUUUGCCAAACCUUUUAAAUAAUUAUAAUUCCCUACUAGAUAACUCUAGACAAUCUGUACCAGAAAAUACAGAGCAGUUUAGAAAUUCCCCAUUUUUUAAUAUCCUACGAGAUGUAGCUUUAACGAAUCCACAACGCAUUCCAGAAAUUCUAGAAAUGAUAGGAAGGACGGAUCCUUCGUUUUUAGAAUUUAUACGAGAGAACCAAGGCGAAUUUAUAAGGGCCAUUCAAAAUUAUGGCAAUAAUGACCAUAUAGCAGCUAAUGCAGAAAAUGAUUUAAUGGAAGGAGAAGUAUUUGAUGAUCCCGAGCACCAAAAUAUUAUUACCGACCCCAAUAAUGAAAAUUUUCAUAUUCCCAUUACGCCUUUAAAUGAGACCGAAAUGGAAAGUAUUAAAAAGUUGGAAUCGCUUGGAUUUCCAAAGCACUUAGCGUUGGAAGCUUUCAUUGCUUGUGAUAAGAAUGAGGAAAUGGCGGCCAACUAUUUGUUUGAAAAUAUGAAUGACUACGCGUCUGAGUAA